GGAGCACUCCUGUGAACUCAGAACUGGUAGCAGUCUUACCUGAAGAAGCUAGAGAGAGAAAGUCGUCAGUAGAAAGAGAGAAAGAUGGGUGGAGGAAUGGAGGCACACAAAAACCGUUGGAUCGAGGACUGGUCAUCAGCUAGGGAAAAUCUGGAGUUGAAUUUCCGAUGGACACGCCGCAACCUUGCCCUCGUUGGAAUCUUCGGCGUCGCCGUCCCCAUCCUCGUCUACAAAGGCAUCGUCAAAGAAUUCCACAUGCAAGAUGAGGAUGCAGGAAGGCCAUAUCGGAAAUUCUGGAUGGCAUAAUUCUGUUCUCUCGAAAUAAUAAAUGUGGCUGAACUAGAAGACAUGUAUUCUUCUGGACCAUUUAGUGUCACAAUCCGAGUUUGUCUAUCCUUUUUAUGUUACUUUAUCUUCUUGUUAAACCUCAUUCGGUUUUUAUGGCCUCCAAAGUUGAACCAUUAUAUAGUGCAAUCUGCUUGAUCAAAUUUUGGUUUCAA
Messenger RNA from Sesamum indicum (sesame), 500 nucleotides. RefSeq names its product neuronal acetylcholine receptor subunit alpha-5. NCBI's taxonomy places the organism in Eukaryota, Viridiplantae, Streptophyta, Magnoliopsida, Lamiales, Pedaliaceae. The record is from RefSeq and is a predicted model, not a curated record. Gene Ontology annotation, cellular component: respiratory chain complex I.